Messenger RNA from Tachysurus fulvidraco (yellow catfish), 2598 nucleotides. It is a transcript of the gene amph, whose product is annotated as amphiphysin. Lineage: Eukaryota; Metazoa; Chordata; Actinopteri; Siluriformes; Bagridae. Gene Ontology annotation, molecular function: phospholipid binding; protein binding. The transcript is spliced from 25 exons. The coding region runs from base 152 to 2569 and encodes 805 amino acids. Gene Ontology annotation, biological process: synaptic vesicle endocytosis. The record is from RefSeq and is a predicted model, not a curated record. Gene Ontology annotation, cellular component: cytoplasm; plasma membrane; synaptic vesicle.
UUCAGGUGGUGUAUGAUGGUAUGAUGGCGCGGUGUGGUGUGUGGCUUUAAGAGCUCCUCCUCCAUUUCAUCCUCCUCCUCCUCCUCCUCCGCCGCUGUCCUCCUCCGUGUAGGUGCUGAAACGCUUCCACCGACUCAAUCCCCAAGCAGCCAUGGCCGAAAUAAAGACGGGCAUUUUCGCCAAAAACGUCCAGAAGAAGCUCAAUCGUGCUCAGGAAAAGGUGCUGCAGAAGUUGGGGAAGGCUGAUGAGACAAAAGAUGAGCAGUUUGAACAGUGUGUUCAGAACUUCAAGAGACAGGAAUCUGAGGGUUCAAGGCUACAGAGGGAGAUGAGGGCUUAUAUAGCAGCUGUGAAAGGAAUGCAGCAGGCCUCCAUGAAUCUGACCGAAUCUCUUCACGAAGUCUAUGAGCCUGACUGGCACGGCAAGGACGAUGUGAUAUCUAUUGCAAAGAGUUGUGAUGUAUUAUGGGAAGACUUCCAUCAAAAACUGGUGGACUCCACAAUUUUAGCUCUGGAUGCAUAUUUGAUCCAGUUCCCUGAUAUCAAGAUUCGUGUCGCGAAACGGAGCAGAAAAUUAAUUGACUACGACAGUGCGAGGCACCAUCUUGAGACCCUGCAGACUUCUGCCAUUAAGAACGAAAAAAAGAUUUCAAAGGCAGAAGAGGACUUAAAAAAAGCACAGAAGGUGUUUGAUGAUCUGAAUGUGGAUCUGCAGGAUGAGCUGCCCAGUCUGUGGGACAGUCGAGUGGGCUUUUAUGUGAAAACCUUCAAGAGUGUCAGCAGCCUGGAAGCCAAAUUUCACAGGGAAAUAUCAGUGUUCUGUCACAAGCUGUAUGAGGUGAUGAACAAGCUUGCAGAGCAACACCCAGACAAAAUGUUCACCAUUCAAGGAGCACCCAGUGACUCGGGCCCACUGCGCUUGGCCAGGACCCCAACACCUCCUGAGGAUGAGAGUCCAGAGGUCAGCCCUGCUGCCAGCCCCAACCACACACUGAGACCUACUUCACCUGGCCCUCCACGGCCCAAAUCUCCCUCACAGCUCAAGAUGGGACCGCCAAAGCCGCCUCCUCCCAAAGUCACUCCAACCAAGGAAAUUCCACAAGAGCAAAUCAUCAACCUAUUUGAUGGAGGCUUUCCUGAGAUCAGUGUCACCUCACCACAGCCAAAUGAGAAUCCCACAGAAUCUCUCUUGGACUUGGACUUUGACCCAUUCAAACCAGACAGCAAUACAACUACCGGUCAAACUGCAGCUCAGGCACUGUCAUGGGACCUUUGGACGACAAAUACUGAGGCCCAGCCUGCUUCAGAUUCUGGCUUCAAUGACAACUGGACGGCUGACUUUGGUUCUGCAGCUCAGGUUGUGGGGGAUGCUCAGCCUGCAACAGAUGGGCAAGGAUGGCCUCCUGCAGAAGGAUGGCCCACAGAUACAGUGCCCCAAGGAGAAGCCACAGGCGAGGUGGAUUCCUCAGUUCCAACUUUUGCAGCUGACUUUGAUCAAAUGUCUGAGGCCCCAGAAGGGGCAGAAACUGGUACAGAGGCAGCCCAAGAGGAAGUGGAAGAAGGGGAAGGGGAGGUGUCCCCAACCCAGGCCCCAGAGUCUGAGGGCAGUGUAACGACUCCUCCUGCAGAAACUACUGCUGAACCACCAGAGACCACUGCUGCUAGUAGCCCUCCUGCUGAGACUGCUUCUAGCAUAGUGGAGUCUCCUGAAGGUGCUGAAACUAUGGCAGCAGAGCAGACUGAGACCACCCCAGCUGAUGACACUGAGAAAGAGCAACUCAUCCCAGAGGCUCUGGAAUCUGCUCCAGUAGCAGAACCAGCAGAGGAGCCACCUACAGAGGCUCUGGCCCCUGCAGAAGAUAAAGAGUCUCCUAUUGAAGAGACUCCGACCAUAGAGACCAAACCAGAAGACGAAACUGGUUCAGUAGACACCAAACCAGAAGAUGAUACUGCUACCGUAGAGGUCGAACCAGAAGAAGAUUCUGGUACCGUAGAGAUCGAACCAGAAGGGGAAACUGGUACCAUAGCGGUCAAACCAGAAGGAGAAACUGGUACCGUAGAGGUCGAACCAGAAGGAGAAACUGGUACCGUAGAGGUCGAACCAGAAGGAGAAACUGGUACAGUAGAGGUCAUACCAGGGGAUGAAACCAGUAAUGAAGGGGCUACAAAGAAUUUUGAAGAGGAGGACAAGAUGCCUAUUCCCUCUGUCGUCAUUGAGCCUGCUUCCAGCAAUGAGGGCGAUGAUGACCGGGAUGGUGACAUUGUAUCUCCAGUAGCAACCAGUGGAGAUGGAGUGACACCAGACAGCCAGACAGCCAAAGAUAUUUCCUCCUCUGGCAUGCCUCCAGGCUUCCUGUAUAAGGUUGAAACAAUGCAUGACUUUGAAGCUGCAAACUCAGAUGAGCUUGAUCUGAAGAGGGGAGAUAUUGUUCUUGUUGUUCCUACAGAGCUGGUGGAAGAUCAGGAUGCUGGCUGGCUCACUGGCAUCAGGGAGAGUGACUGGCUACAUCAGGGAGCCUCUGCUCAGAAAGGCUUAUUUCCAGAGAAUUUCAUACAGCGAUUGGGCUAAAGCGUCAGAGCAUACUGGGACACGACAUA